GGAAAGUCCAGGCUGCCGCGCUAGCGCUGUGAGUUUUACAAGGUGUUCUGAUUACACCUCUGUACGUUUAUUUUACUCGGCGGAUGCAAUUAAAUACGUUGCAUAUACUAUUGCUAAAACGGGUGUUCUACAUCUUUCGUAUGAACGAUGUAAAUCAGUUUACGAACCAGUUCGAAGACUAGCGUUUGAACGCUUCCAUCAUAUUAUUGUUGCAUUACGCGCCUUAGAAUUAAUUUCUUUGGUAAUAAUAACCACUAUGGAUGCUGUCAAGUGCAAUGGAUCGUAUUGUAGCCCAGGUUGUUUGUUUAUACCGAUUUCUUCGGCUAUACGACAGAUGAUGGUACCCUUUUUUCGUAUUUAUUACAUUAUUCUCGAGUUUCUCUUUUACAGGGAACUUCUUCACAUUGUAAAAAAUACCAAAAAUGGACAAAAUUAUCGAGAUAUUAUCCAUCAGAUAAUUCUCUUUUCAAUUGAUAUAUUACAACUCUCGGCAAUGUGUAUCUAUCGAUUAUUAGGAUUUAAGUAUAGAUUACCUACUCACCAUUAUGCCGAACUCUUUAGCACCGCAUAUACUAUCUUUGUAAUGACCAGAUUUUGGGACAGAAUAAAAGGGUUUUUUGAUAGUCAGUUCUGGGAGAAGGCAGGAUCCUUUUAA
Messenger RNA from Acaulospora morrowiae, 655 nucleotides. NCBI's taxonomy places the organism in Eukaryota, Fungi, Glomeromycota, Glomeromycetes, Diversisporales, Acaulosporaceae. The record is from the annotation of a GenBank genome assembly.